UAUAUAUCGUUGGGUCUCAGAUUUAAGGGCACACAGUUGUUGGCUACAAACUUUUAAGGACACCUCAGUUUCGUGCCUGCAGCCAGGUAUACAAAAACAUUAAGCAUCUAUUGUGUACCUUUAAAGGGCUUAAAUAAACAUGUCAGAGAGAGAGGAAGUUGAGUAUGAGGCUUGUAAAGUCUGGUCAGGAUCAAACAUCUGUUCGACAGCAAGCAGAUGCUGUGGAGGAACCUGGAGACGAAGAAGGAUCGAAACCAAAGCAGAAAUCAUUUGUACCAGCUUUGGUUCCUCCCAAAAUUCCUGAUGGAGAGAAAGUUGAUUUUGACGACAUUCAUCGCAAACGCAUGGAGAAAGACCUAACAGAGCUGCAGACGCUCAUCGAUGCUCACUUUGAGAAAAGAAAGAAGGACGAAGAGGAACUCAUCGUCCUCACUCAGAGAAUCGAGAACCGGAGGUCAGAACGGGCCGAACAGCAGAGGAUUCAUGCAGAACGAGAGAAAGAACGUCAAAACAAACUCGCCGAGGAAAAGGCACGAAAAGAGGAAGAAGAGGCAAAGAGGAAGGCUGAUGAUGAUGCAAAGAAGAAGAAAGCUUUUGCAAGCUUUCAGUAUACAGGAUACAUGCAGAGGACAGACAAAAAGGGCGGACCGAAGAAACAAACCGAGAGAGAGAAGAAAAAAACGAUCCUCAAUGAGCGACGUAAAGAUUUGAACGUGGACAACCUCAGUGAGGAUAAGCUAAGAGAGAAAGCAAACGAACUCUGGAAGUGGAUGCGGCAACUGGAAGGGGAGAAAUUCGACCUGCAAUACAAACAUAUGUGCCAGAAAUAUGAGAUCACUGUGCUUAGAAAUCGAGUCAGCGAACAUCAAAAGAUUACCAAAGGCUCGAGAAGUAAAAGACGACUGAGAAAAUAAAGCCGCUUCAUCAGCAAUGAGCUUCAACCUGUAUGAGUUCAAAGCCCACUGAGAUUUAUGCUUUAUAGUUUGUCUUUCUUCUUGAAUAAAUAAUGCAAUA
Messenger RNA from Paramisgurnus dabryanus, 1014 nucleotides. RefSeq names its product troponin T type 2b (cardiac) (gene tnnt2b). Gene Ontology annotation, biological process: regulation of muscle contraction; cardiac muscle contraction; sarcomere organization. Gene Ontology annotation, cellular component: troponin complex. Gene Ontology annotation, molecular function: troponin I binding; tropomyosin binding; troponin C binding. Lineage: Eukaryota; Metazoa; Chordata; Actinopteri; Cypriniformes; Cobitidae. The record is from RefSeq and is a predicted model, not a curated record.